Messenger RNA from Acanthocheilonema viteae, 3147 nucleotides. The record is from the annotation of a GenBank genome assembly. NCBI's taxonomy places the organism in Eukaryota, Metazoa, Nematoda, Chromadorea, Rhabditida, Onchocercidae.
AUGAAUGAGACGCUCACGUACAGAGCUCCAUUGUUCAAAAAUGAGCGUACAACCGUUGAACGAGUGGAGAAGUUUAUUUCUCAAGAUUAUUUCAAGGAUUGCAACUUACGUGGUCGUCUUUACGGGCGAUCAUAUCCGGUUCAUGUGAAACAUUGUGAUUUUGGUUUCGAUAUCGUAACAUUUCAUGAAGCUGUGGAAACUCUUUCCACUCGAGGUGCAGAAGUAUGUAUAGGAUUCAAAUUUGGCCCAACCUGGACAACGCAUUGGUUUCAAGUUGACAUCAGCCUACCCCAGAACUGUUCGAGUGAAACGAAAUUUGUGUUACGCUUCGAUCCUCUUUGUGAAGCUCUCCUAUGGUCCGAAGAUGGUCAUCCUAUAAAAGGUUUGUCUCCGGAUUUUGGACGUACGGAUCUUGCAAUUUCUAUUUCUCCAACUCUACAAAGAUUUUAUAUCGAGGCGUCGUGUAGCGAUCGAUCUGGUGACGGUGAUGGCAAUGCAUUAGGGCCCGUGAAGAUGGAUAAAUUAUUCGAACUGAAACGUUGUGAAUUAGCAGAAUACAAUGUAACAAUUUACGAUCUUAUUAUCGAUUUUGAACUUCUAUUGGAAAUGUCAAAAAUGUUACCAAAAGAAGGAGCGAGGAGAUAUCAGGCCUUAUUUAUGGCGAAUGAUAUGAUCAAUUGCCUUGUUGCAUCAAAUUUUUCAUUGGAUGCACAAAUGGAAUGUCAUUUACAAGCUAAAAAAUUUUUCCGUCAACCAAAUGGAACAAGUCAGAUGACGUUAUAUGCAAUGGGCAAUUGUCACAUCGAUACUGCGUGGUUAUGGCGGUACCGGGAAACACGGAGAAAAUGUGCUCGAAGUUGGUCUGCAACCCUGCGUUUAAUGAAAAAAUAUAAAAGGAUGAAGUUUGUUGUUUCACAAGCGCAGCAAUUAGUAUGGUUGAAAGAGUGCUAUCCGAGUCUUUAUGACGAUAUGCAAGAUUUUGCAUCAGAUGGACGAUUUGUUGCAGUUGGAGGGGCAUGGGUUGAAAUGGAUGGAAAUUUACCAAGUGGUGAAAGUAUGAUUAGACAAUUGUUAUAUGGACAACGAGAAUUCAAGAAAUUUUGCGGUGUUUUCUCAGAGAUAUUCUGGUUGCCCGACACAUUUGGUUAUUCUGCACAGCUUCCUCAGAUAAUGCAGCACUGUGGAAUGAAGUACUUCGUCACUCAAAAAAUGAGCUGGUCCAUGGUUAAUAAAUUUCCGCAUCAUUCAUUUCGAUGGAUUGGUAUUGACGGUACCUGCGUAGUCGCUCAUUUUCCUCCAAAUCAUUACGUAUCACAGAUUACAGUGAAAGAAUGCUUGGAUUCUCGAGAUAAUUUUACAGAUCAUGGACGUUCUAGCAUAGCAAUGAUGCUGUAUGGAUUUGGGGACGGAGGCGGAGGUCCGAAUAAAGAUAUGUUGGAAAGGGCUGAGCGUUUAACAGAUUGUGAUGGAGUACCUCGAGUGCAACAUGCAACACCUCAAGAAUUUUUCACUGAGCUGGUAAAAGAUAUAGACAAUUUAUGUAGUUGGAGAGGUGAAUUGUAUUUGGAAUUGCAUAACGCAACUUAUACUACACAAGCCAGAAUCAAGAAGAUGAACAGACUGCUGGAAAGCAUUCUAAAGGAUCAUGAAUUUUUGCAGUCAAUGUCACUUCUUGAAUUCAACGAUGGUAAGCCUCUUACAUCGCAUUGGCAACGUUUCUUACUCAAUCAGUUCCAUGAUGUCCUCCCGGGCAGUUGUAUUAAAGAAGUAGUAGCCGAUGCAAUUGAGAUUUAUAUUAUUUUAUUGGACAAGCUUGCUGCUGAUGGUGGAAAACAACUGAAGUGGGAAGGUAAAAGCUGUGAAACAACACCGAAUGAAUGGGUAAUUAACAGUUGCAAUUGGCCGAGAAUUUUAUUUCACAACAAUCGUUUUUUGCGUUUGGAGCCGUUCUCCAUUACGCAUUUGAAUGAACUUGAAUUAUUCAAGGUAUUUUUGAGCAAUGGACCAUUGGUUUCAGAAAGUGGUGCUGAAUUCAGAUUGCAAAAUCGUUAUAUUACUGCAUCUAUUGACAAGAUGGGUCGCAUUACGAAACUAUUGGUGCACUGCGUAAGUGAAGCGAAUAUUAUUAAAAAUUUCUCAGCAGUUCCUGAAAAUAGUUUCGCUAAUCAAUUUGUCAUUUUUGAUGAUGUGCCUCUUUUUUGGGAUGCGUGGGAUGUGAUGGAUUACCAUAUGGAAACACGAGAAGUUAUUAAUUCCGAUUCGCGGGCAGUUCUAGUUAGGAAUACACCAUCGGAAGCCUGUAUCCGUCUGGAAUUUGCAAUAAGUGCGAAAAGCUCUCUAGUGCAAUAUAUUACCAUGUUUGCACAUCUGCCUUACCUGACUUUCGACGUCACGGUACAAUGGCAUGAAUCGCAUAAAUUUCUAAAAGUUGAGUUUCCAACAAAUGUUCAUGACAUGGAUGCUUAUUAUGAUAUACAGUUUGGUCAUAUAAAACGACCAACACAUCGAAAUACCUCUUGGGAUGCUGCGAAGUAUGAAGUUGUUGGACAUAAAUGGAUGGCUUUAAAUGAAUUCGAUCGAGGCAUUGCUCUUUUGAACGAUUGCAAAUAUGGUCAUUCAUGCAUUGGCAAUACUAUGACAUUGUCUUUGCUUCGAGCAAGUAAAAUUCCAGAUAAUACUGCUGACAUGGGAGAGCACAGAUUUUCGUAUGCACUGUAUCCUUUUAUUGGCUCAAUGCAACGGCCUUGUAAUGACUUAAAUUUGAGCGUCAUGAGAGCAGCUUACGAAUUUAAUAAUCCUAUUCGUUUCGUUAAUGGCUGGUGUGCUAAAAACAAGCUUUCAUCGUUUCUGCAAAUCGACGGAAGUGAAGGUAUUGUUAUUGACACUGUGAAACCAGCUGAGGAUGAUGUCAAUACAUUGGUUAUCCGCUUAUUUGAAUCAUUUGGCGGUGGUGUUAGUGUAAAACUUAGAAUUAACCAUAGUCGUAUUGUUUCUGUUGAUUUAGGUGAUGGUCUAGAAAGAACCAUCUGUUCUUUACCCAUUGAAAAUAGUGAUUGUUCAACACAGAAUCAAUGUGAAGGUUUUGUUAAUUUAGAUUUUCGUGCUUUCGAAGUAAAAACUUUAUUGCUAAGACUGUUUGCGCUAUGA